Molecule: messenger RNA, 1604 nt
Organism: Castor canadensis (American beaver)
Lineage: Eukaryota; Metazoa; Chordata; Mammalia; Rodentia; Castoridae
Source: RefSeq, a predicted model, not a curated record
CCCACGGACUACGAUCUUGGGCGCAAGCGCUCCAACCAAAGACCCCGUACCCACGCGCGAAGUCUCUGUGCGCUGCGCGCGGAGGAUGCCAGUCACCUUUGAGGACGUGGUAGUGAAUUUCACCCAGGAAGAAUGGGAAUGUCUGGAUCCCAGUCAGAGGACCCUUUACCAGGAUGUUAUGUCAGAAACCUUAAAGAACCUGGCAUCUGUGGACCUGAUCACCAAACUUGAGCAAGAAGAGGGACAGCGGAGAGCAGAUCCCUGCCUCCUAAACAGGCCAUGUGCCCCUUCAGGAGGUGAAAAGGAGGAACAUCGAAAAGGAAAUCUGAAUCUGAGAGGUGAGAGGACUAGCCGCAGCAAGAAGGUCUCUCUUGCUUACAAGGGGGCAAGAAAGAGCCAGAGCCCACUCUCUGCUCUAGCUGGGUCUGUGCACAAGACCCCAGUUUCCCAAGCAUCCCAUGCUGAACCACCCUUUUUCUGCCAAACAUGUGACAAAUGUUUCACCAAGCGCUCCCACCUACAUUGCAACCAGUGUGGGAAGUUGUUUUGGAACCCCAAGGCCCUCAGCUACCAUAGAAGUCUGUAUCAUGUGGAGAGACCUUUUUGUUGCCCACUCUGUGACAAGACCUACUGUGAUGCUUCUGGACUGAGCCGUCACCGACGUGUUCAUCUGGGCUAUCGACCCCAUUCAUGCCCUGUUUGUGGAAAGUGCUUCCGGGAUCAGUCUGAGGUCAAACGUCACCUAAAGACACACCAAAACCAGGAACCAGUGGCUAGGAACCAGGAGUGUACCGUGAAGAUUUCAGGCACCACAGUUCCCAUUGCUAAGCGCCAGAGGCUCAUACAGAGACUUGUAGAUGUGAACUGUGCAUCAGUGGCCAGGACCCAGGAACCCAUAUUUAGAACUGAGGGGCCUGUAACCAGGACCCAGGCACCCAUAGGUAAGAACCAUGCACCUGUGACCAAGACCCAGUCACCCAGCAACAGACACUCCUGCCUUGAUCAUAGAUCCAACUCUUCUCCAGCGAAGCGCUCAAGACUCAAGGUCUUUUCUUGCUCCCGUUGUUCCUUGACUUUUAGCAAGAAGGCCUAUCUCUCUAGCCACCAAAAGGUGCACCUCACAGAGCAACUUAACAGCUGCUUCCAUUGUGGCAAGUCCUUCUCCUCAUCCUCCAGGCUGGUCAAGCACCAGCAGACGCACUGGAAGCAGAAAAUCUACCGUUGCCCCAUCUGUGACCUCUGCUUUGGAGAGAAGGAGGGCCUUCUGGGUCACUGGAAUUACUACAAAGGCAAAGAGCAGUACCUACACGGCACCCGGAAAUGCUGGGUGAUUCUGUGUGAGUGGCUUAGCUUCUUUCAAGCCCCUACGACUGGGAAGGAUUGGAAACCUGGAGGAAAUAGAUCGCCUAGGAUCCUUAGCCCCAGGACAGGGGAGAUACGGGAAAAGACAUGCAAAGGAAGUAAGGCAAAGGAGGUAGUGAGGGUCCUGGAGCUGAAACAAAGGGCCUUUCUGACUAAGGUCUUUCUUUGUAUUUGGUUUUCCUGAGGACUGGCCCCUGGGUCUGGAGGCUUGGGUAAAUACAAGUAAGUAAAUACAAUAAAGA